GGCGGCGGCGCGGCAGGGCGGCAUGGCCCGCCCGCCGCGGGGGAGGCAGCGGGAAGCCCCCCCCCCCGCCCCCGGCCGCGCCAGGGCCUCGCCGCCGCCGCCGCCCGCAGCCCGCGGCAGCCCCGCGGCAGGGGCAGGGGCAGCGGCCGCAGCCGCAGCCGCGCCUGACGGCAGCCCCGCGCCGCAGGAUCCGCGCCCCGAAAGGACGUGCUCCGCCGAGUUGCCAGGCGCGAUUACGUUGUUUUUUUCCCCCCACCCACCCCUUGAACUUGUUGCUUGGUGCUCGGCGGUGGCGGAGGGGGGUGGGGGUGGGGGAAAGCCUUAUUAUCGAUGUCCCUUUGGAUGCGAUCAAGCUUUCUCAGGAGCAACUACUUCCCCGCCGUUCCCGGCGGGGCGCGGAGAUCUAGCGGCAAAGCCGGUAUUUCCAAAAGUCUCUAUGCAACUGAGCGCUCUCGCCAGACUUUCCCAGUGGCUGGACCACGACUGUCUCUAGAUUGACUCCCUCAGCUGUAGUAGUUGCUUGGGACCAUGGCAGCCGGAGUAGCAGCUUGGUUACCCUUUGCCAGGGCAGCAGCCAUAGGAUGGAUGCCAGUAGCCACAGGUCCCAUGCCAGCUGCUCCGCGGCAGGAGAGGAAGCGAAGCCAGGACUCUCUGAUUGUGCUGAAUGUGAGUGGCAUCCAGUUCCAGACGUGGCUGGACACCUUAGAGCGCUACCCUGACACUCUUUUGGGCAGUUCAGAGCGGGACUUCUUCUACCACCCUGAGACACAGCAGUACUUUUUUGAUCGGGACCCUGACAUUUUCCGCCACAUUCUCAACUUCUACCGUACAGGGAAGCUUCAUUAUCCCCGCCAGGAGUGCAUCUCAGCUUACGAUGAGGAGCUGGCCUUCUUUGGCAUCAUCCCUGAGAUCAUUGGCGACUGCUGUUAUGAGGAGUACAAGGAUCGCCGACGUGAGAAUGCUGAGCGCCUGCAGGAUGAUGCUGAUCAGGAUCAUGCAGCUGAGAGCUCCCUGCCCUCAAUGACAGCUCGGCAGAGGAUGUGGCGGGCCUUUGAAAACCCACACACCAGUACACUGGCUCUGGUCUUCUACUAUGUCACUGGUUUCUUCAUUGCCGUCUCUGUUAUUGCCAACGUGGUGGAGACAGUGCCCUGCGGGGUAAGCCCAGGUCGCAUCAAGGAGCUGCCCUGUGGAGAGCGCUAUGCUGUGGCUUUCUUCUGUUUGGAUACUGCCUGUGUCAUGAUCUUCACAGUUGAAUAUCUCCUACGUCUGCUGGCGGCCCCUAGUCGCUACAAAUUUGUGCGCAGUGUCAUGAGUAUCAUUGAUGUGGUCGCCAUCAUGCCGUAUUACAUUGGCCUGGUGAUGACAGAUAAUGAGGAUGUCAGUGGGGCUUUUGUGACACUACGAGUCUUUCGUGUCUUCAGGAUCUUUAAGUUUUCCCGCCACUCACAGGGGCUGCGCAUCCUGGGCUACACCCUGAAAAGUUGUGCCUCGGAGUUAGGGUUCCUCCUCUUCUCACUCACUAUGGCCAUCAUCAUCUUUGCCACAGUCAUGUACUAUGCAGAGAAAGGUUCAUCAGCCAGCAAGUUCACCAGCAUUCCUGCAGCCUUCUGGUACACCAUUGUCACCAUGACAACACUGGGGUAUGGUGACAUGGUGCCGAAGACAAUAGCUGGCAAGAUUUUUGGUUCAAUAUGCUCCCUGAGUGGGGUCUUAGUCAUCGCUCUGCCAGUUCCUGUAAUUGUCUCCAACUUCAGCCGUAUCUACCACCAGAAUCAACGAGCAGACAAGCGCAGGGCACAAAAGAAAGCCAGACUUGCUCGAAUCCGUGCAGCAAAGAGUGGGAGUGCUAAUGCCUACAUGCAGAGCAAACGAAAUGGCUUACUGAGUAACCAGCUGCAGCAGUCCUCCAGUGAAGAAGAACAGGCCUUUGUUAGCAAAUCUGGCUCUUCCUUUGAAACGCAGCACCACCACCUGCUUCACUGCCUGGAAAAAACUACGAAUCACGAGUUUGUGGACGAGCAAGUCUAUGAAGAGAGCUGUAUGGAGGUUUCCACAGUCAAUAGACCCCCCAGCCACAGCCCCUCUCUCUCGUCCCAACAAGGUGUUACCAGCACUUGCUGCUCACGAAGACAUAAAAAGACUUACCGCAUCCCGAACACCACCAUCACUGGCAGCCGCCCAGGCAGCGUACAAGAGCUCAGCACCAUCCAGAUCAGAUGUGUGGAGAGGACGCCUCUGUCUAACAGCCGUUCCAGCUUAAAUGCCAAAGUGGAAGAGUGCGUUAAACUAAACUGUGAGCAGCCUUACGUCACUACAGCAAUAAUUAGCAUCCCGACACCUCCAGUCACCACACCCGAAGGAGAUGAUAGGCCAGAGUCUCCUGAGUAUUCGGGAGGAAACAUUGUCAGAGUAUCUGCUUUAUAAAAUAAGGAAUUAUUUAUAAAUUAGCAUAAAGACCACGUGCAAGCUGAGCUCGAGCAGUGAGAAACAAGUCGCGAGGAAUGAGAGAGCCGACAAAGAUAAUGCCCCUUGACGUGUGCGCCAGCGGCUGCAGAGCGAGAAGUUCAGGAGAAACAAAACACUUUGUGGGUUUCGGUGUCGUAGCGUGUGAACCAAAAGGAGUUUCUUACCCCUUCUCCGAUCUGACAUGCGGUGGAAUCUUCUGUGACCAUCCUGACUUACUCUAUGAGCACAAUGAAAUGUCCCCAUUGAUGCUUCUUCUUAUCAUGAGAGCUCUUUUUAGAAAAAAGAAAAUGCAAAACAAAAAAUAGAAACAAACCUGUGUUCCUGCUGAAUGCAAAACAACGAGAAACAUUUUGAUAACGUGUCUUUUUUUUUUCCUGUUAAUAAACCACAAACUUGUUGAGAAACUAUCAAAAAAUGAAAGAAAAAAAUGCUCAUAUGAAAUAUGUUUGUACUGACUGAAAGAACUACAACCACAAUGCAUGCUGAAAUUAUUUGGAGCUGUGAUCUCAGUUUACUUUUGUUGUUUUUUCAGAUUAGGCAUGAUAAAAUAUUACUGUAGAAAGGGGCAUUUCCGUGCACUUACAACAAGCUGAUUGUUAAUGUUCCAUGGUAGUUGUACAAAUAACUUCCCUUUGAAAAAUGCAGUAUUUCUUAUUCAAACACUCAUUAGUGAACUAAAGGUGUUCAGUUAGUUCAAUAUUUACUAUUGUUUUAUCUUGCUUCCUAGGUACUGUUACAACUGCAAUAAGUCAUUGUAUACCUGUUGUAUCAGGAAUCAGGAUUUCUUUUUUUAAGGUAUUUUACAUAACUCAUCUACACUAUAAACUUCUAAAUGCAAACAUUUAAAUAAUCUUACAGCCAAACCGUGCACCACAAAGGCGCUAUUCAGUCAUUGUUCUUUUUGUCCACCGUCCUCUAUUUCUAUGACAGUUUGUUGUCCACUCCAACGUUACCGUACUGUUUGGGUUCUCAAGGUUACGGAUGAAUCUACAGAGUCCUUUCUUCUGUAGACCUCUUGUCUACUUCUGUAUUUUCAGAACAAACCUCUCAUUCCAAGGGGUUUACUCUUGCAGGAUCAAUCCUCUUUGAAUUAAAUUUACAACACAGAUGUUUUUGGGAUCAGCUAACACUUCUCUCCAAACCUUCCUUGUUGACAUUCUGCAGCAUGCAGAGUAUUGGCUACGCUGGAAGACACCAUUCAGUAAAAAAGAUGGCUAAAUUCUUUUUGUAAUUAUCUGUAAACUUGCAUCCUAAAAUUUGUUUGAGAAUUUAUAUAGUGUGAAGAUAUUUUAUUACCUAAGAACACUGAUAGAAUAAUGGAUUGGGUCACAAAUCUACAAAAAUAUCAUUUAUUUCAAUUCAAAUUUACCCACAUGGGCAGGCCUAAAAGCUAAUAUGGAGGCUCUUCUAGUUAAGGCUUUUUGGCUUCAUUUUUAAACAACAUUGAUAUUACCAGAAACCUUUCUGAUAAAAAAGUGACAUUUUUCUUCAUGAAAGUGCAUUAGGAGAUGUAUCAUAAUGCUUCCUAUAUACAUGACAUACCAUACAACAUAUGCAUCAAAUAUACAUGGAAUAUGUGCAUAUCGAUACAUACGUAUAUACAUCAAAAACACUGAUCAGAAAUAAUUGCAUGUCUGCAAAAUAAAAUAUACAUAUAAAUCAAAAGGCUCAGUGCAUUAGAAGCCAUUACAAUAAACGAUUAACACAGUUAUUUAAUAGUUUGAGUAGUGUAUGUUUCAGUACAGUAUUUGCUAGCAUUCUACUGACCUGAAAAUUUACAUUAAGAGAAAACACCCACUAAAAACUGAAACUUGCUGAUGAUACACUUUUUACUGCACACAAAUACUGGUCUUUCUCUCUACCUGUCAACAGAGAUUGAAGAGUAGAUGAUGGACUAUCAUGCUACAGUAUAUACACCAAAAUACAACAAUGUCACAUACUAGAAUUAAACUGAAGUACAUAAUGCCAUGCAUUACUCUAUCUUAUCAUUUACUAAUUCGGAAGCUUGGUUAAUUUGCAAUUAACCUCCCACUUUUUCUGCAAAUCAGAAUAACUUACUCAUUGUAAACUGAGCUGCUACAUUUCUUUCAAACCUUAACAGGGAGCAGAAGCCCAGGCUGUCCUCUGUCCCCGAGGAGCGCUCCUUCUGAGGAACUCCGCCGGGGUUGAUUACCUGGCGCUGCUCUCUUCUCUUUCACCCUGUCGGAAAAUUGGAAUAGAUCUGCUGAAGCUGGUGGGUUACGUGAGGUUUAACAGGGUUUGCAAGAGAGGCAGAAUGGGCCCAGAGUUUUUAAUUGCAUCCUACUUCUACCCGUGGUUACUGAUACAAACAAUGGCUUGGUCCCCCCCUUUUGGCAAACAGUCGCUGAUACAAAAAACUGCCUUGAUAUUAGCAACCUGCAACAACAACUUCUUUACGCCACAUGGUGUUUCUUCACUGGUUAUAUCAGGUAAAUAAUGCACGAAGGCAGUUACUAAAGCCCGUUUGGGACAGACUACGUACAAUCCAGGAAACCUACUGACUCCAUCAGGUCACGUGUCUUUUAAAAUCUCUUCAUUCUCCUUUUCAUAUGGACUAAAAAGAACGCACUACAGCAAUACGCUUGCAUAACAGUUAUACCCCUGAGGCAACUUGUACUUUCAUUUUUAAAAUGCAGCUUACAGAAUAAUUUUGCAGAAUUCCAGUCCUGUCCCCUAUUUCCAUAUGUCACAUGCAAAAUCAUUACUUUAUUCUGAAUUUGGGAAAUACACAUUCUUUUGGUGUUUUAGGUGAUUUAAAUGCUGUUUUGGUAGUGAAUGACUGUUGAUGACUGUGUAAAAUGCAUCUGUACUGUACAUGAAAUGUAAUUAUUUCUGUGUAUCAUACAAAGAAACCGAGGUUGUUGUUUUGACAAUUUGGUUUGACAGUCAUAUAUCGUAUUUCAGAAGGCAGCAUAAUACAUGCGUUAUG
Messenger RNA from Grus americana (Whooping crane), 5419 nucleotides. It is a transcript of the gene KCND2, whose product is annotated as potassium voltage-gated channel subfamily D member 2. Bases 529 to 2427 code for a protein of 632 amino acids. Gene Ontology annotation, biological process: potassium ion transmembrane transport; protein homooligomerization. The transcript has 7 exons. NCBI's taxonomy places the organism in Eukaryota, Metazoa, Chordata, Aves, Gruiformes, Gruidae. The record is from RefSeq and is a predicted model, not a curated record. Gene Ontology annotation, cellular component: membrane; voltage-gated potassium channel complex. Gene Ontology annotation, molecular function: A-type (transient outward) potassium channel activity; voltage-gated monoatomic ion channel activity involved in regulation of postsynaptic membrane potential; protein binding.